This is a messenger RNA of Pomacea canaliculata, 4768 nucleotides long. Its product is annotated as kelch-like protein 26. The coding region runs from base 161 to 2011 and encodes 616 amino acids. Lineage: Eukaryota; Metazoa; Mollusca; Gastropoda; Architaenioglossa; Ampullariidae. The record is from RefSeq and is a predicted model, not a curated record. The transcript has 6 exons. Gene Ontology annotation, molecular function: protein binding.
CAGGAGGUUACAUUGGUCUGGGGUCAGACAUGGCUGACCGUCGGGAGGCGGGUGAUCCACUUACUCUUUUAAAAUUUUUAUUUUAUGAACCAAACUAUAGAAGAUCGCAUGUUCUGACGUGGAAUACAGAGGGGAAGGAAGCCUGGAUGGCAUAUUCACAAUGGAGAUGAGGACAGGCAUAGCUAAGUGUGCAGAAAACACGCCAAACACGUCAGUGAAGCCUGCGAGAAAGGGCAGGGAGAGCUCUGUCACAAUGAGUGAGGGGCAGAAAUUCCAGGCGGAAGGUUAUGGUGACAUGGUCAUCAGUAAGCUGCAGGCAUUGCGCAGGAAUACGGAGUUGUGUGACUUCAAGGUUUCUGCUGAUGGGAGGGUCUUUGAGGUGCACAAAGCGUUGCUGGCUGCUACUAGUGAUUACUUUCGGGUCAUGUUUGGAGGGGUCAUGGCAGAGAGCAAACAGGACACAGUGGACCUGAAAGGGGUCACUGCUGAUGGGCUCCAGCACAUAAUUGAAUUCAUUUACAGUGGCGAAAUGGCCCUCACCUUGGACAAUCUCACAGAAAUCAUCAACACUGCUAGCCACCUACAAGUCAGUUUCGCACUUGAUGUAUGCUCCAACUACAUCAAGUCACUCAUGACAUUUGAUAAUGCUGAAGACUUCCUGCACAUUGCAGACACAUACUCUCUUGAUAAAGUUACUGCCCACUGGGAGUCAAUGAUUCAAGACAAGUUCUAUGAAUUCAGCCAGUCGCAAGCUUUUCUCAAAAUGGAUGGCGAAGCCCUUAGCAGACAUUUAUCCCAAAAUACUCUGCGGACGACAUCUGAAUAUCAACUGUUCAUGUGUUUGGACAAAUGGUUCCGGGCGGCCCCGCAGCGUAUAGCAUCAGAUGCCCCUCGAUGUUUGCGUCACAUACGCUUUGCUCUCAUGUCCGAAGCAGAGCUAGCUGUUGUAUGUGAGAAUGAUGCAGUCCAACGAUGUCCUGGAGGCAUUGGCCAACAGUUAGUUGCCAAAGGAUACCGUUAUCAUGCCGAUUGCAAAAAAGGCCAUCCAGUGAUAGAUGAGGCAUGUGAGGUGCGUGCGACAGGACCAUCUCUGAUUCUGGUGCACCAUGGAACUUCAUACAUGCCCUUCCAGGUGAUUGCAUACAAUCAUUCUGCUGCUCUCUUCUACUCUCUCUUCUCUGAUGUCAACGGUAGUCGUGAUUGUCGAGUUGCCUCCAUAGACAAUUUUGCUUAUGUCUGCCGGAUUGUCGACUUUGGAGGGGGAACACUCAUGUCUUCAUUGUUUAGAUUUGAUCCACGGCAUCUGGUUGGACAAGAACUACGACCUAUGAGACAUCUACGAUUGGAGUUUGCUCUUGUGUCUCAUGCAGGAAGACUUUAUGCCUUUGGAGGUUCCACAGAACAGUUUGCAAUCCUUGACUCUGUGGAGUCCUACAAUGUACAGACAAAUUUCUGGGAAGAGCUUCUGCCUUUGCCUACACCUACCCACUCCCUGGCGGGUUUGAGUGUUGGCAAUAAAAUCUACCUCUCUGGUGGAGUUUCCGGACAGGAUCGACAAACCACCAACACAUUUGUGUCAUUUGAUCCCACUGCCCAGACUUACCAAGCAUUGCCUGGCAUGCUGUAUGCUCGACGUCUGCAUGAUAUGGUGCAUGUUCGAGACAGGGUGUUCGUGUUGGGAGGCAUUCCAAAGCCAGGGGUGCCCUUGUAUGGCCAGAUCCCAAUAGAGUCUUUUGACCUGACGACUAGUCAGUGGACUAUGCUUUCCUCCACUCUGAGUGGCCGUUCCAUUGGCCACUACUCUAAUUUUGAGGGACAGAUAUUGGCACUUGGCCAUGAGCACCACACGGCCACCGAAGAUGAGAUAUGGACGUUUGACCCUGAGCUUGAUGACUGGUGCAAAUAUGCCAAGGCCCCGCAACGCACAAGCUUAAACUCUGCAAUGUGCAUCCAGCUGUUUGUGAACUUUAAUGAUGACAAAAUUUCCAAGAAAUUUCUACGAGAGAAGUGACAAAGAGACCUGUCACUCAUGAUCAGCUAGAAUGUUGAUUUAUACGCAGAAAUAAAGGGAUAAAUGUUAUGUGAUUAAGACCAAAGGUACUGGCCUUAAAGGAAAGUGUCAUUGAAAGAAUCAUGAAUAUGAAACUGGAAUAAGGUCUGUAUGCUUUUCUCAAAUUGGAACAGGCUACAUUUGGACAUUUGUGCAUUGGAGGAAACUGUUGGAUUUAGAUGGACUUGCAGUCUAACAUUGUCUGGUUGAACUAUCUAUGAGCCAUGUGUGGCUACACUUAUUGUGAAGAAAGUGAUGAUGGCUAGAUUGUUUUAGAACUGAACCAACUAUUGUUGGAUUGUUUGAAAAUAAUGUUGUCUGUUGUUGUACUGUUUGGAAAAAAAAAGAGUAUAAAGGGAGCAAAUAGCUGCAUUUUAUCACCAUUCUUUGUUGACUUCAAGCUGUUAAAUUAUCGUUCCUGAAUUAACCAUCCAUUUUUCUUUUCUAAAUCUCAGAGCAUUUUCUAUUUUCUAUAUUCAUUUAUGAUGAAUUUUUUCCCCCCAUCUUUGCCUCACCUUUCUCUCUGCUUUUGUGUUGGAAAGGACAGUCAGCUGAUCAUUGGUUCUCAAUGCUGUUACCUCAAGCCCAAGCUAUGCAUGUUGUUUGGCUCAGAUUUUCAACUUAAAAUCAGUUGACUUAUCAGUCAGGCAACAGUGCCACACACCUGAUGGCAGUUGGCAUAUCAAAGAGACAGGAAGUUUGAUAGUGUGGCUUAGUUAUCGUUUGUCGAAAUAAUUCAGAACUUUUAUGAAUAUGGUUUUAUAAUGAUGAUAGUUGCAUGUAGGAAUAAUUGUCCAUGCUCAAAGUAUUUGCUAAUUAGCUAUUUAACUAUCAUUCCUUUCUGUUAAGACUAAAAUGCAGGACUAGAAAGCCUUAUUUUUAGAAUGAACAGGUCGAUGAGAUGUUUUUUAAGUAUAAGAUGAUUCCAUUUGUUCACAGUGCAUAGAACUGACUUCUUUUAAAAAUGUUGGAGCCGUGUACUGCAUAUGUAGUUUUUAUUCUCAAAUAAAAAAACAAAAGCAAGAGUAUAAACUUUAGGGUGCAUUCUACCUCACCACCCAUGUUUUAAUGGGCUUGUAAUUUUUAUAUUUGUUUGUGGCUUGGCAGUGUUGUAUUAUAGUUGUCUUCAUACUUAAAGCUCUGUUGAUGUUCCAACACAUUAGCACACUAUUCACUUGGUCACCAUUUUCACAGCCCACAGUCUUGUGGCACACUCUACCUCAGCUCUGUAUGGAUCCAGUGUUUGGUGUGAGGGUCAGUAUUGCUAUAUAUCAUUUCCAUGUACAUUUCAACAAAGAUGUGUAACCCAGUCAUUUAGGUUCCCGCUAACCAGAUAUACUUCGGCCAUGUAAGUGAGCUUGUUCAGAUUUGUGGCAUAAAUUUACUGUGACUCAAGUUUCACAAAAACAAUGUCUUUUCUACGUUCAGGUUCUACACUGUUGAACACUUAAGAAACUAGACCCAUCUGCGUUCAUGCUGUCAGUUCUAGCAUGUUCAAAAGUGAGUAUGCAAUUGUGCAAGCUCAAUGGAUUAUUAUGACCCACAAAGAAUUCAAAGAAAUAUUGUCCCCUGUCUCUUUGAUGCCUGGUCUGCCAUAGGUUAAGCCUUACAUUGCCAGAAGCUUUUCUUUUGAAAUGUUAAGCAUGGAGAGAUAUAUGUCUUGAAAAUGCAAGAACACCUGGUUAUUUCAUGUAGAUUUGUUAAAGAUACCUCUGGAACAAAAAAAUGUUUAACGAACAACCUAAAUAGAAGUGUAUUUUUUACAAGAAAAUUGCAUUAUUGUGAUAUGUUUUACUUGAAAUGCAUACAGGUAAAAUUUCACUUUGCAUUAAAAAUGAUUUAAGUGCAUGGCCUCAGGAUGGUGAACUGGAGUUUAUAAAAACUUGCAAAAAACCCAUGCAAACCACAUGAUGUAGUGUUUGAGCUGUGUAUAUAUAUCAUGUUUACCAUGUGUGAAAGAUGUCUGUCAUUCGAUCAUAGCAUUUAGCGUAUCAUAGCAAAAGUGCUGUAUGCUUUUUGAGGUACCUCUGAUGACUUCUAAAUCGGGUUGUUCAGGUGUCAGUACAAAAUGUUUUUAUCAGUAUAUGUAUUACAGAUAUGCUUUAUAUCUGGUAGGCCACAAUUUUCCUGAGACCUCAUAAGAGAAGAAAAAUGAAUGGAACCAGUUACCUCUUUCAUUGUUUGCUAUGGUGAAAUGAUAGUUGUGUGAACACAAGAUUCUUGCAUGACAUACCUCUUAUUAGUUCAUGAAUAGCGAGUUGUAUAUGCUUAUCUUGUCCACAGUAACAUUACUGUUUUUAGAUGCAUGGCUAGUAAAGUUGCUUCAUGGACACUGGCACCACACAGACUGCCAGCACCCACACUAGUGACAGAAGUUAAUGGUGGUCCUUUUUUCCAAACCUUGCUUAAUGUUUCUGCCCAAAAUAUUUCACUGUCUUACACAUUGUUAAUGUGCUUUGUCAGUCAAAUUGUGAAAUGGUAGUCUGUGUUUACGGAGUGAUAUUCAUGUUAUUCAUUAUGGAUGCAACCUCUUUUAAUGAAUUUGUUCUUUUUGUGGUAAAGUGUAGGUAUUGCAAAUUUUGGAAAAUGAGCUGUUGAAAAAGCAAAUGACUUUCAAAAGAGAUAAAUAUGAUCACAUGAUAAAUUCCAUACUGUGUUACUAGGCCACCAGCUCUUCCUCUCUGUCACCGAGCUCUGAAAUAAAUGGUUGAUCUAACA